UCGGUCGGUCUUGAUCAGUGCAGCGGUAGAUUCUGCGAGAUAAAGUAUAAAAGAAGUUCGUCGGAGAUGAUUUAUCUGUUCAGGUUAAUUGCGAUCAGCGUGGUGCUUUGCGCGUACGUUGGAGCCGAUCGCGGACCCUUCGUUCAGAUCAAGAAUGGAGUCCUCAGAGGAACCUACAUGGAAACCAAGAACGGAAGGAAGUUUGAAGGAUACAUGGGAAUUCCCUACGCCAAACCACCAAUCGGAGAUCUCAGGUUUAAGGAGCCUGUAGCCGCAACGUACUGGAGCGGCGUCAAAGAUGCGACCAAAGUGCACGGGCUUUGUCCUCAAAGGAAUAUUUAUACUAGGACAGAUGUUAUCGAAGGAGAUGAGGAUUGUCUCUUCCUCAACGUCUACACUCCUAGGAUGGAUGCUGAAUCUCCGGAGGUGUAUCCGGUUAUGAUAUUCUUGCACGGCGGAGGAUGGCUGUGCGGAUCCGGAAACUCCAUGUGGUACGGUCCAGAAAUCUUGUUGGAUAGAGACGUAGUAUUGGUCGUUCCCAACUACAGAUUAGGUGCUCUUGGUUUCUUGACUACAGGUGAUGAAGUCGUUCCCGGUAACAACGGUCUGAAGGAUCAGGUUAUGGUUUUGAAGUGGAUCCAAGAGAACAUAUCGAAAUUCGGUGGUGAUCCCAAGAGUGUUACGAUUUUCGGAGAGUCAGCAGGUGGAGCCAGUGCCCAUUACCACAUGCUUUCACCUUUAAGUAGAGGACUUUUUAGUAAUGCCAUUUCGGAGAGUGGAACGGCCCUCUGCCCGUGGGCGUUCUCCCCAAAGAACGAAGGUUUGAUCAACAGCAAGAAACUCGCCAAACUCUUCAAAUGUCCCACGGAUUCCACUAAAAAGAUGGUUGAGUGUUUGAGGAAGGUCGAUGCUCGCGACAUCAUCGCCAAAGAUUCAGAUUUUAUGUUGUGGGAUAAAGAUCCGAUGAUUCCGUUCAAACCUGUCAUCGAACCGGAACACAAGGGAGCGCUCAUCACAAAGCACCCAAUCGAACUGAUUAAAUCCGGUGACGUGGCAAAUGUCAGUUGGAUGGUAGGCUUAAACAGCGACGACGGAGCUUUGAGGGUAGCAGCGCUUUACGGAAUACCUAAACUCAUCGAAGAGCUGAACGAAGAUUUCGAAAAUAAACUUCCCAUUUCGCUGAUCUUCGAUAAAACAUCCGAAAAUCCUUCAACCGUUGCCAAGGAUAUUAAACAAUACUAUUUCCAAGAUAAAGAGUUGAAUACCGAUACCAAGCAGGCUGUUGUUGAUUUGUACACCGAUGGUUGGUUCUUAAAUGGAGCGGAUCAAGCUGUGGCCUUGCACAAGAAGUACCUUAAGCAUCCAAUUUAUUACUAUCUCUUCGGGUAUCGCGGAGUGGCUAGUUUCAGCGAAGUUUUUGGGGAUAAGCACAAUAAUUAUGGAGUGUGCCAUGCCGAUGAGUUGCAGUACCUGUUUCCGGUUGCCGACGGACUGUUUCCGGAUAAGACUCACACCGAAUCCGAUAAAAAAGUUGCCAAACUGAUGACCACUCUUUGGGUUAACUUCGCCAAAGACAGCGAUCCUACGCCGAAGAUGGACGAUGUUUGCCACAAGAAAUGGCUUCCGGUUGAAUCCGCUGAAAGCAUGGAAUAUCUGAACAUCGGCGCUCACGAUGACAUCGGAAUGGAGUCGGGUCUGUACAUGGAAAGGGCGAAGUUCUGGCGGAAUCUGCCGAUCAACGCCGAGUUUAGCAGCGACGUGGUCAGGGAUGAAUUAUAGAAAAAAGAGCGAAGAAUUUUAGCCAAAAGAAUGUAAAUAAUAUUGAUAUUUACGAUGUAAAUAGAUCGAAACCAAUAAAAAAUACCAUAC
Molecule: messenger RNA, 1869 nt
Organism: Nicrophorus vespilloides
Lineage: Eukaryota; Metazoa; Arthropoda; Insecta; Coleoptera; Silphidae
Product: venom carboxylesterase-6-like
Exons: 9
Coding region: 67-1779 (570 amino acids)
Source: RefSeq, a predicted model, not a curated record